Cladocopium goreaui is the source of this 5619-nucleotide messenger RNA. Lineage: Eukaryota; Dinophyceae; Suessiales; Symbiodiniaceae. The record is from the annotation of a GenBank genome assembly.
AUGCCACGCGGAUCUUUCUACAUCACGACGGCCAUCGAUUACCCCAACAGCCGCCCCCACAUUGGGACGGCCUUCGAGAAGAUCGGGGCCGACAUCCAAGCCCGAUAUCGCCGCCAGCAGGGAUGGGACGUUCAUCUGCAGAUGGGCAACGACGAGAACACGAUCAAGGUGGUCGAGCGCGCCAAUGAGUUGGGGCUCGAUCCCAAAGCAUACGUCGAUGGGAUGGCGGGCGAAUUUCGCGAGGUAUGGGACGCCCUGGAUAUCUCGUACGACGGGUUCAUCCAAACCAGCGAAGAACGUCACGCCGUGGGUUGUCAGAGGUUCAUCCAGAAGGUGUACGACGCCGGCGACAUCUACAAGCGCAACUACGAAGCGUUGUACUGCGAAGGCUGCGAGGAGUUCAAAACCACUUCGCAGCUGACGCCCGAGGGGCGUUGCCCGAAUCAUCCGAACCGUGAGUUGCGGCACGUGGAAGAAGAGAACUAUUUCUUCCGUCUCUCGGCCUACGGUGAGCGGUUGCUGGAACUGUAUGAGAAGCGGCCGGAGUUCAUUCAACCAGAGUCGCGGCGGAACGAGAUCAUCAGCCUGGUGCGGGGCGGGCUGGAAGACGUUUCGAUCAGCCGUCGCGAUUUCACCUGGGGUAUCGAUAUACCUUGGGACGCCGAACAUAAGAUCUACGUGUGGUUCGAUGCCCUGCUCAACUACAUCACGGGUAUUGGCUAUGGAACCGACGAUGCGGCGUUCGAGCGUCGCUGGCCGGCCGAUGUGCACUUCAUUGGGAAGGACAUCACGCGAUUCCACUGCGCCCUGUGGCCUGCCAUGCUGUGGAGCGCCGGGGUAGAACUGCCAAAGACGGUGUUCGCCCAUGGGUUCGUCUACAUCAAAGAUGAAACCACCGACGAGGUGCAGAAGAUUUCCAAGUCGUUGGGUAACGUGAUCGAGCCGAUGGAUAUCAUUCGCGCGUUUUCCAGCGAUGCGUUUCGCUUCUACUUCAUGCGCGAGUGCCCCUUCGGUGGCGAUGGCGAGUUCAGCUAUGGCCGCUUCGCCGGCUGCUACAACUCCGACCUGGCCAAUAAUCUGGGCAACCUGUUCAGCCGCACGGUGAGCAUGGCCCUGCGUUACUUCGAUGGCGUGCUGCCCGACUCGAAAUCGAUUGAACCAAAUGCCGUGUUCGAAGGCAUGGAUCUUGGCGAAACGGUGGCCAAGGUCGCGGCCGACAUCGAAGCCUGCCGGUACAGCGUGGCCCUGGAGACGAUCUGGCGGAAUGUGCUGGACCGGGGCAAUCAAUACAUCGAACAGCAGAAACCGUGGCAGUUGGCCAACGAGAAAAAGCCAGAGUACGACCUCAAGGCCUGCGGCGAAGUUCUCACGAAUCUGGCCGAGUCGCUUCGCGUGGCCGCCAUUUUGCUGAAGCCGUUUUUGCCCACGGCCAGCGAGCGGAUCUACGCCGGCUUCAACUACCCCACGCCCUGGGAUGAAGCCGAUUUCGAGAAGAUCGCCAACCGGCCCACACAAACAGAAGACCUGAAAGUAACUGCCCCGCUGAAUGCCGACGGAAAGAUCGAUCCGUUGUUUCCCAAGAUCGAUGAGGUGCCGCAGAUGGAACUGUUCAACCCGAUUACGAAUCUAUCGUCGAAGCUACUCGCGCGGUUGAUCCUGGCGUUCAUCUUUCUCUGCACGCUGAUUUGCAUGGAGGCCUGGGGGCAGGAGUUUGCCAAUGGUCCCCAGCAGCCUUCCGGGGCGAAGGCCAUGCAAGAGGAUGCGGAACUGGCCGACGUUUUCUUCCUCGACCCCAUGCGCGGUUGGGCCGUGGGCGACCGAGGGGCAAUUUGGCAUACGCUGGAUGGCGGACGACACUGGCGAUUGCAGCAGGUCGAGCCCGAUUGCCGGUUCACAUCGAUCCACUUCGCCGAUGAGCGGCACGGCUGGAUUGCCGGCGGAUGGACCGAGCCCUACACCGGCGUGUCGCGAGCCGUGUUGUUACGCACCGCCGACGGUGGCGAACACUGGCGCCCCGAACGCAUCGACACGUUGCCCAAGCUGCACCGCGUGAAAUUCUUCGAUGCCGAUCGUGGGGCGGCGAUUGCCGAGCCUUCGUCGAUGUAUCCCUCGGGGGUGUUUAUUACCGAAAACGGCGGCCGCAACUGGACGCCGGUGCCGACUGAAAAGCCGCAGCGGUGGACCUGCGGCGACUUUCUCGCUCCGGGCGUGGGUGCGCUGGCCGGCGAGAACGCCACGCUGGCCACCGUGCGUCAGCGUUCGAUCGUCAGCAGCACCAGCCCCAAUGCCGGGCUGCGAGGGCUGGCGGCCUUGGAACUCGACCGCAACGGAAGGGGUUGGCUCGUUGGAGAGGGCGGCCUGGUGUUUCACACCGAGGAUCUCGGUCAAUCGUGGCAGCUGCCUACGGCCGAACUGCCGGAGGCCGUGCGGAGCGGGUUCGAUUGGUCGGCGGUGGCCCAGUUUGGUUCGCACGUGUGGAUCGUCGGUUCGCCUGGGUCGCGCGUGCUGCAUAGUGCCGACGGUGGACGAAGUUGGACCGCCCAGAUCACUGGGCAGGCACUUCCGUUGCACGAUGUGACGUUUGUCGAUGCCCAACAUGGCACGGCGGUUGGGGCGUUGGGAACCAUCCUCAGUACGAGCGACGGAGGAGAAACAUGGCAGCGAACGCACAGCGGCGGUACUCGCGCGGCGUUUCUUUGUCUUUAUGGCGAGGCAGAGCAGAUUCCGUGGGAACUGCUGGCCCAACUCUCGGGCGAGGAUGGAUACCUGGGGGCGGUCGAGUUGUUGAACCGCCGGAUUUCGAGCAUCGAUACCGAUGUGGCUUCCGAAUCGCAUCAACUGCACGAGGCCGUGGUGGCGGCCGGAGCGAGUGCGGGUAGCACGACCUGGCAGUUUCCUUUGGGCGAACGCGGAAUCGGCCUCACGGCCGAGCGAUUGGUGCAGGCCUGGAAUGAAGCCAACGACGGCGAUGCUUUGGGCGAAUUGGAAGAGCACAUCGUCGCGCAGAUUCGUAUGUGGCGUCCCGAGGUGAUCUUCACCCAUGCGCCUUCGACCGAGAACGAUGACGCGGUGGAUCAUUUACUCAACCAGGUGGUGCUGCGGGCAGUCGAAGCCGCGGGCGACCCGACGCGAUACUCCGAUCAAGUGGUGCACUGGGGACUUAACCCCUGGCGAGCAAAGAAGGUGGUGGCGCCCGUGUUGCCAGGUCAGCAGGGAACUCUGCAGGAUACCGGGCCCGAGAUGCUGGGGUUCUGGUUGCUGUUGGAUCAUAUUCCUCAACAGCGCGGGCGGCACGAUUUCUUCAGCGGCAUCACACUGCAUCCCGGCGGGGAAGCUCGGCGGAUGCUGGGGCCGAUCGAGGGGCAGACCGGCGAUAUGCAGCGAGUGGCCAAUCGCCAUCGCAAUUUGAAGGCCAUCUUGGAUCGCUUGGAAAAAGAACCCGAGGCCAGCCAACAACUGAUGGGCGGUCUGCGACCGUUGCUGAACGACUUGGAUGUCGAAAGUUCGGCCGACCUGCUUCAUCGGUUAGGGCAAAAGUAUCAUCGCACCGGCCGGUGGGAGCUGGCGGCCGAGUGCUACACCUUGCUGGCCGAUCAGGCCGCGUCGCACCCGCUUUCAGAUGAGGCACUCGUCUGGCUGUUGCACUAUUGGUCCAGUGGCGAAGCGGCCCAUCGCAUGGAUGGGGACACACCGCAGGCGGCUCGCAAAGAUCCUGAGUUUGCUGCGGCCACGCUGCGUCAGGUGAUGCCUGAGCCCGCACCGGGCGAGGCUCCCGCGGUGCAACCGGUGGCCAGUAUCGAACCUCCCAGUGCCAGCGAUCUGGCGAAUGCGCUGCCGGGCGAUCGGGCCAAUCGCGCGGCGGAAGUUGGCAAGCAAAUCAUGGCCCGUGAUGCGGCGUUGUUCGAGCAACCACGAGUGCGCUUCCCGCUGGCGGUGGCCCAUCGCAAACAGGGUUAUCCGCGUCAGGCCGAACGGUAUUACUUAUCGACACGCCGGGGAAGACCUCGCGAUGCGUGGUGGAUGUGUGCUGAAGGUGAACACUGGCUGGCGAACCCCGACGCCGAAUCGCCCAAGCCGAUUUUGGAUUGCCGGAUGGCCGCCGGAAAACCGCGGCUUGAUGGUCGGUUGAUCGACCCCAUGUGGCACUCCUGCGAGCAAGUGACACUGAGCAGCCCCUUGAACGAAGACGCGUCGUGGCCGGCGGUGGUUCGGUUGGCUUACGAUCGCGAGUUCUUGUACAUCGCGGCCAGUUGUCGCGAAGUGCCCGGUGUGACGUACUCGGAUGCCAAGGGCCCGCGGCCGCGCGAUCCUGACUUAUCGAAGCAGGACCGGAUCGAACUGUAUCUGGAUAUCGAUCGCGAUUGGGCCACGGCGUACCGGCUGGUGAUCGACCAUCGCGGUUGGGUGGCAGAAGACUGCUGGGGCGAUGCUACUUGGAACCCCACCUGGUAUGUGGCCGCCUAUCGAUCGGACGGGAAUUGGCACGUCGAGGCGGCCAUUCCUUGGGAAGAACUCAGUGCGAAGCCUCCGCAACUUCGCGAGGCCUGGGCCGUGGGGGUACAGCGGAUUGUGCCCGGCACGGGGUUUCAAUCGUGGAGCAAGCCGGGCUAUGUUGGUUGCGACUGCACCCAGGGAGAACCACACGUGGCGUAUGUAAUCGGCACCGACGAGGCAGGAUACGGACCGAACCUAGGUCCCCUGGUCAUCGGUGCCACGUUGUGGGAGAUCCCCGACGACCUACCAGCGGCGAAAUUCAGCGAGCAGCUUAAGAAUCGCAUCGCCAGUCAUAAGCAAAUUGGCAGCGAGACCAACGCACAGAGUCGAUUCGUGAUUGCCGAUUCGAAGCAGCUCUAUCAGGCUGGCGGAUCGAUGGCUGCUUUGGAAAGCGGUGUUCUUUCGGCGGUGGCCACUUGUGGUGAGUUGCCGAGCACGGGGCGAAAACUGUGGGCGGCGCUGGCGUCUGAAAGUGAACCGCAGCUUGAUGAGCAUCCGUGUCUGGCGGAGUUCGAUGCGGAAUUGCCGGUCGAGGCACCGCUAGAAGUGAUCGAGCGGAAUGCGCAGUGUUUAGGCGAGGUGUUCGACACUGAAGAGAUUCGCCUGCUACGCAUCGCGGCCACGGCGUUGUUUCCCGCCGAGUUCAAUCGCCGCACGGCGGAGUACGAUUCGAAGGGCACCACACUGUCGCGGGCAACGAUCGGCUUGAUUGGCGAACUGCUGAGCGACAUCGAUCGCGGUGAUGUAUCGAUCGUGUGCGACAAGCACGGGGGCCGGAAUCGCUACGGCGAUGUACUGCAGUUUCAGUUUCCCGACAGUUGGAUCGAGGUUCGCGAAGAGAGUCGCCCCAAGAGUCUGUAUCGCUUCAGCUCUGGGGAACAGCGGGUGGAGAUUUGCUUUCGUACUUCGGGCGAAGAUCAUGCGGCUUCGGCACUGGCUUCGAUGACGGCCAAAUACCUGCGGGAGUUGUCGAUGGCAGCGUUCAACCGGUUCUGGCGCGUGCACUUGCCCGAGCUGCGCCCCACGGCCGGCUAUCCGGUGGAUGCGCGACGGUUCAAGGCUGCGAUUGCCACGGUGCAGCAAGAGUUGGGAAUUGACGAUCGAUUAUUGUGGCGAACGCGAUAG